CGGACCCCACUUCAUCUUAUUGCAUUGUGCCAAGCAGCCCCACCCCUUGUAGCAGUCCGUUUUGUUUUGUGCUCUUCUGAUGUUAACAUCAAUGGCGGCCCCAAUUUGCACCACCCCAUCUACACUUUCUUUAUUCAUUCCUUCAUUAAAGAAAAAUAUCAUUGUUACAAUACCCAUGAUGGGUUAUUAUCGGAAUCAAACAAAACACGAAAGCCGGAUACAUAUCACUUACUCCAUUAUUACCCAAAAAACAGAAGAUAGAUAAAAAAGAAAAAAAAGAUAGGUGCUUGAACAAAGUUAAGAUUAUUGUAAUCUAUGUGCCAUGUGAUUCCUGCCUUUCUUGAGUUGCUGAUAUGAAUUGUUUUUCUUUUUCUUUUGGGGUUUCACUAUAUAGUUAAAAGUUUCUGUCUUUAGCUGUGGAUUGAUCUUGAAAGACGCCAUCUCUUCUCUUUCCCUUUGUCUUGCAGCUCUCUUACUGUUCAUGUAUGUGAUACUUGAACUAAUAUCUUGGUGAAAAAAUCGUUCUUUUUUGUUGGGGGGGUUUUGGAGUUGUAGUUUCCAGCUUCAAACUCUGCCUUUUUUUUAAGAGAUUCUGUUUCAAGGUGGUGUUUUUUGCUAGGAUUUAGGAGAUUUUCGAGGUACUGUCUUCCUUUGGUCGGAGUUUUCCGGAGAUCUUGAGGUCCGCUGUCGUAAAAUCUUUUGGAUUAUAUUUUCUACUCAAUCUGAAAGACGAUUUUGAGGCACAGUUCUUGUUAAGGAAUAGUAUCCUGUAUCCAUACAGUUUCAGGACUGGAUAAUGAUGAAAAUCUGUAGACACUGAAAUUUUCUAGAGAAGUAACCUGUUGGUGUGGGCUUAUCAACAAGAUUACCUGCAAAACAAACACACACCAAACACAUCUUCAUGAACAUGGAGAAACAAAGCAGUUUCCGGAAUAUUUCAAUCGAGAAGCAGCAGAGCUUCCGGGGUGCGCCAAUGGAGAAGCAGAAGAGCUUCAGGGGAUUAAUGGAGAAGCAAAAGAGCUUCCGAAUAGCAAUGGAGAGGCAGCUGAGCUUCGGUGGGGACCGUAAGAGGGGGAAAGAUUCCCCGGGCAAGCGUGGGGACACCCCACUCCACCUGGCUGCUCGGGCGGGUAAUCUGGGGAAGGUGAAAGAAAUCAUUCACAAGUUUGACAGUGUCAAUAAUGGUGGUGUGAGGGAUUUGCUGACUAAGCAAAACCAGGAAGGUGAGACCCCAUUGUAUGUGGCGGCUGAGAAUGGGCAUAAGCUGGUGGUGGAGGAGUUACUGAAGCACUCGAAUGCUGAGGCUUCGUCUAUAUCGGCGAAUAAUGGGCUCGACCCAUUCCAUGUGGCUGCCAAGCAGGGGCAUCUUGAUGUCCUAAAGGAGCUAAGGCGUUCUUUCCCGAGCCUCGUGAUGACAACAGACACCACAAAUUCGACUGCCCUACACACGGCAGCUGCCCAAGGGCACACAGAAGUCGUGAACCUUCUUCUUGACACUGACUCUAACCUUGCUAAAAUCACCCGCAACAAUGGCAAGAGCGUGCUCCACACGGCAGCAAGGAUGGGCCACCUGGAAGUGGUUAAAUCUCUGUUGAGUAAAGACCCGAGCAUUGGGUUCAAGACUGACAGGAAAGGGCAGACGGCAUUGCACAUGGCUGUGAAGGGGCAGAACAUUGAGAUAGUGCGGGAGCUCGUGAGGCCAGACCCUUCUCUACUUGGGGUAGAGGACAACAAAGGGAAUACAGCACUGCAUAUUGCAACAAGGAAGGGUAGGAUUCAGAGAGUAGCUAAAGUACUGCAGAUUGGGACUUUAGAGAUGGUGCAAUGCCUGAUAUCCACGGAGGGCAUCAACCUCAACCCGACCAACUCUGCCGGCGAGACACCCCUCGACAUCUCCGAAAACCUCGGCAACUCCGAACUAACCGCCGCCCUCCGAGCCGCCGGUGCUGCCCACUCGGCCGACCACGGCAAGCCCCGAACCUCUUCCAAGCACCUCAAACAAACCGUUAGCGACAUCAAGCACGAUGUCCAAUCCCAGCUCCACCAAACCCGCCGAACGGGCUUCAAGGUCCGAAAAAUCGCCAAACGGGUCAAAAAACUCCACAUCGAGGGCCUCAACAACGCCAUCAACUCGGCCACAGUCGUGGCCGUCUUAAUCGCCACCGUGGCAUUCGCCGCCAUCUUCACUGUCCCGGGCCAAUACGUCGAGGACCGGGGGCCCAACAUGGGAGAGGCCCACGUGGCCCACGACCCGGCCUUCUUGAUCUUCUUCGUGUUCGACAGCAUUGCUCUUUUCAUAUCCUUGGCUGUUGUGGUCGUGCAGACUUCGCUGGUCGUGAUCGAGCACAAGGCCAAGAAGCAGCUGAUGUCGGUUAUUAAUAAGCUGAUGUGGCUCGCGUGCCUUUUCAUAUCGAUUGCUUUCAUUGCGCUGGCGUACAUUGUGGUCGGGUCCCACGAGAGGUGGCUGGCGGUGUACGCGACUGUGGUGGGUGGGACGAUCAUGACGGCCACGAUAGGGUCCAUGUGUUACUGUGUGGUGCGGCACAGGCUGGAGGAUUCGAGGAUGAGGAGCGUGAGGAGGGGGUCGACGACGCUUUCGAGGUCGUUUUCGCUGUCGAAUUUGUCGGAGAACGAGAUGUAUAGCGAGAGGUAUAAGAAGAUGUAUGCUGUGUGAAAGGGUUUUGAGCGCUUUUCGUAUGACGGUGUCGUUCUUGGAUUACAAUUUAACGAUCGUUAGGUAUGGAGUUGAUCGAGUGGAGUAGGGAAGGGAUCCUUUGUAUUGAAAAUUUGAAGUAGUUGUGUUGAUAUUUAUUUAACUUUUAUAUAGUCAUAUAUCUAUAUGGUGUGUGUGUGUGUGUGUGUGAGGGUAAGAGGAGGAUAUUGAAUAGUCUGGAUCAGGAGCCAUCACAUAGACUGGGAGGAAGGUCUUGAUGGGUUAAAAGUUUGUAAUUGGUGCUGUCUGUAGUGAUGAUCAGACUCGAAAUAAGGUGGCUUGUUUUAAAGAUCCAUGUCUUGUAGGGUAUAUAUUCAUUUCAUGUGCCAAAUGGACCUUACCUUCUUUUUCUUCUAAACUACAAGACACAACAGUUUCAUU
Messenger RNA from Striga asiatica, 3094 nucleotides. The record is from the annotation of a GenBank genome assembly. Lineage: Eukaryota; Viridiplantae; Streptophyta; Magnoliopsida; Lamiales; Orobanchaceae.